UAAGUUCUAUCUCACCACCCAUAAAACUAAAAUGAACACACUUUCUUCUUCUUCUACAUCAUCUUUCUCUUCUUCAAUGAUUCUUGAUAUAUUUAUCUAUGUUUGUUUGCUUGUAAUUAUCAUUUUACCCUCAUAUUUCUUGAAUAUCUUAUGGGUGAAGCCUCAAAGAUUAAGAAAGAAGCUUGAGAGGCAAGGAAUAAGAGGGCCAAAACCAUCUUUUCCAUAUGGGAAUGUGGGAGAGAUGCAGAAAAUCCAGUCUGCUGCAAUCUCCAUGAAAGCUUCAAGGUCCAUUAAUGGAGAUUUUGUUGGUGAUGACUAUACUCGUCUUCUUUUCCCAUACUUUGAACAAUGGAGGAAACAAUACGGUUCAAUAUUUACAUACUCAACGGGGAAUAAGCAACACUUGUAUGUAAAUGAUCCUGAACUGGUUAAGGAAAUGAACCAGUCCAUCACACUUGGACUGGGAAAACCUUCUUACAUCACCAAAAGACUCUCACCUUUGCUUGGCAAUGGAAUCUUGAGAUCAAAUGGCCAUUUUUGGGUCCAUCAGAGGAAAAUUAUUGCCCCUGAAUUCUUCAUGGAUAAAGUCAAGGGUAUGAUGGGGCUCAUGUUGGAAUCGGUUGAACCACUUUUGCGAAAAUGGGAAGCGUGCAUUGAAGCUCAGGGUGCACUUACAGCCGAGAUAAGAGUUGACGACGAUCUAAGGGCGGUUUCUGCCGAUGUGAUCUCAAGGGCAUGUUUUGGAAGCUCUUAUACUAAAGGCAAAGAGAUUUUCUCCAAGCUUAGAACCCUUCAAAAAACCAUCUCCUCUAAAGGCAUGCUCUUUGGCCUUCCUACUUUCGGACAAAGGAAGGAUGUGAAGAGUUUGGAGAAAGAGAUAGAUUCAUUGAUAUGGGAGGCUGUGUGUGAACGAAAAUGUCAAGAGACACCGUUGUUGAAAAAAGAUCUUCUGCAAAUGAUAUUGGAGGAAGCCAUGGAUCAUUUCGCUAGUAAAGAUGAAAGCAGACAUUUUAUUGUGGAUAACUGCAAGAAUAUUUACUUUGCAGGACAUGAAUCGACAAGCGUGGCUGCAUCAUGGUGCUUGAUGCUGUUAGCUUUGUAUCCGGAAUGGCAAACUCACAUUCGCAAUGAAAUGUCUCAAGCCUGUCCUAACGGUGCACUCGAUGUAGAUUCACUCCCUAAGUUGAAAUCGGUAACAAUGGUGAUUCAAGAAGCAAUGAGGUUGUUCCCACCAGCAGCAUUUGUGUCAAGGGAGGCACUAGAAAGGACACAAAUAGGGCACGUAGACGUGCCUAAAGGUGUCUGCAUAUGGAGCUUGAUCCCAACACUACACCGCGACCCUGAUAUAUGGGGACCCGAUGCCCAUAAAUUUCGACCCGAGAGGUUUGUUAAUGGUGUAAUAAAAGCAUGCAAAGCCCCACAAGCUUAUGUCCCCUUUGGAGUUGGUGCUCGCUCUUGUUUAGGCCGAAAUUUUGCUAUGGCUCAGCUAAAAGUCGUCAUCUCGCUCAUCACUUCAAAGUUCACAUUUUCAUUGUCUCCAAAUUAUCAACAUUCUCCGGCUUAUAGAAUGGUUGUACAACCCGGGCAUGGUGUCAACAUCCUCAUUCAAAAGUUUCAAUAGAGAAUUAGAGAUAGGAGAUUAUUGUAUGCAUUCGAAUAUAUAACAUGUUUUGUAGAAUCAAGUUGUUUUUGAUAUAAUAAUUACAUGCAUACAUAAAAAGUUUCUA
Messenger RNA from Helianthus annuus (common sunflower), 1727 nucleotides. Its product is annotated as cytochrome P450 714A1. The record is from RefSeq and is a predicted model, not a curated record. The transcript is spliced from 5 exons. Gene Ontology annotation, molecular function: iron ion binding; heme binding; oxidoreductase activity, acting on paired donors, with incorporation or reduction of molecular oxygen. Bases 32 to 1621 code for a protein of 529 amino acids. NCBI's taxonomy places the organism in Eukaryota, Viridiplantae, Streptophyta, Magnoliopsida, Asterales, Asteraceae.